Molecule: messenger RNA, 4467 nt
Organism: Branchiostoma belcheri (Belcher's lancelet)
Lineage: Eukaryota; Metazoa; Chordata; Leptocardii; Amphioxiformes; Branchiostomatidae
Product: protein-tyrosine sulfotransferase 1-like
Exons: 8
Coding region: 945-2321 (458 amino acids)
Biological process (GO): peptidyl-tyrosine sulfation
Cellular component (GO): Golgi apparatus
Molecular function (GO): protein-tyrosine sulfotransferase activity
Source: RefSeq, a predicted model, not a curated record
GUGUGCGGUGUAGAACACAGAAGCGCCCAGGAGGACGUGACGGAAGGAACGCCGGACUCAUCUUACACCUUAAGGACACUUCCUCCUUCUCUCGGACUUCCAGACGCGCACAGGAGCGACAAGACAUCUCCCAAGGAGGCCACGCUAAGGUUGUUCUGUGAAAACCCCUGGUGCAUGAUGGGCUUGUAGAGAGGUCGUCUCCCUGGAAACCGGGUCAAGAGCUACACAGCCAUCAAGGAACAAACAGACCCACCGUGAGUAAGAAAAAACGGUCCACCGAAUCCACACCAGAAAACCGGAUAGAAAACCGCCCUUCACCAGACACAGCCAGUACCCAGUCCUGGACUUAAGGUUGCUGACCUCAGCUGACCCCGCUGCUGUACCAUGCUGCUGAGAAACUCCACAAGACCCUCAUGUUAAUAACUUCAGGAAGGAAGUUCCCCAAGAAAGGCCAUCUUACAAGUUUGUCGUCUUAGACAAAUGUGCAAGAGAGGAAAAAACAAGAUUGAACAACCGAGUCUGUGAAUGCUGCAAAAAGAAAGGCUAUCUUGUCUAAAGUUUGUCGUCUUAGACAAGUGUGCAACAGAGAGAAACACCAGAUUGAGGAACCGAAACUUUGGAUGCUGCAGAAGCGCCCCCGAGGAAAGCUGCACUUCGGGCUGAAAGUUUGCGCAGGAAAUCCUCAGUCUUACCCAGGAUCCACGUCUUACACAGGUGUGGAGAGGAGGAAAGUCUAGUAAAUGCUGCAGAAACUGUUAAAGGCUUAAACCAGAUCAGCGAGAAGCCAACUUCCCCCGGGCAAACAUACUCCAGUACUUAGGCACCGACGCUGGGAUGGAGUAAGUGUGUCACCGUUACCUAGGAGACAGUUACACUGAAAAGCAUUUGUUUGCAACACCUGCGCAGGUCUCAAGAAGCCGGGGAUCAGGAUACUAUGAUCCCCCAUGCACGGCCCCACAGGCGCCGCAGAUAGCACGAGGAGAGGUCCCCCGUCCCAGCCGUUGCCGGGAUACGCACCGUUGCCGGGUUACGCGCCGGGAUACGCAGUGCUGCCAAACUUCCCCGCGCCCGUCCCGCGCUCGGCGGCCAUGAUGAGAGGAGGCAGCCGAAGAUCGAUGCUGGCCGGACUCUGCACCUUCCAGGCCUUCCUACUGAUGUACCUGUACUUUUUUUCAAGUAGCACAUCGUGCGACAAGGGAAAGAUGAUUCCGAAGGAGGGAAGCCAGUACGUGUACGACGCGGAAAACCGUGCCUAUCAGUACGACCGGAACAUGCCACUCAUCUUCAUCGGGGGCGUCCCCCGCUCCGGGACCACGUUAGCACGCGUCAUGCUCGACGCACACCCCUCGAUUCGCUGCGGGGAAGAAACUCGCGUCAUCCCCAGAAUACUCGCCAUGCAGGUGCAGUGGAGAAGGUCCACCAAGGAGAAAUCCAGACUCGAGGAAGCCGGAGUCACGGACGAAGUCUUAGACGACGCGAUCUCCUCGUUUGUCUUAGAAGUGAUCGCAAAACACGGUGAGGCGGCGCCGUACCUGUGCAAUAAGGACCCGUUCACCCACAAGUCGACGGUGUACCUAUCGUCGCUGUUUCCCAAUGCCAAGUUCAUCCUGAUGUUGCGAGACGGGCGUGCAGCAGUGCACUCCAUGAUCACGAGGAAGGUCACGAUCACAGGGUUCGACCUGACGUCGUACAGAAACUCUCUCACAAAGUGGAACCAGGCCAUAGAGAACAUGUACUCACAGUGUGUGCAGGUGGGUCCCACGAAGUGUUUACCUGUCCAGUACGAGCAGCUCGUGUUACACCCGAAGGAGUGGAUGGACAGAAUCCUGACGUUCCUGGAGAUCCCCUGGGAUGAGGCUGUGCUUCAUCAUCAAGACUUCAUCGGCAAGCCGGGAGGGGCGUCCUUGUCAAAAAUCGAGAGGUCGACGGACCAGGUGGUGAAGCCGGUGAACCUGGACGCGCUGACGUCGUGGGUGGGCCACAUCCCGGACGACGUGGUUCGCGACAUGCCGUACAUCGCUCCCAUGCUGCAGCGCCUCGGCUACGACCCUCGACAGAACCCGCCCGACUACGGCAAACCCGACGCCGUCGUGCUCGAAAACACAAAAAAGUUGAAAGGACAAGAGUACCAGUAUAACCCCGACGUCGUCCCCGCCCAGGUGGCCAUUCCCGGCCACCCUGGGGAUGUCAACCCUCCGCUGGGGGACGUGGGGGAGGGAAAGGGUCAGAUGGAAGCCCCGGGGGUGGGGGACAACGCCCAGGGACAGCCCCAGGGCCAGGGGGAGAAGCGGAUGGACCAUGUACCCGUCCCCCCUGCGUAGUACUUAAUAUGUUAAUACAAUAUAGACUGUAGUUUUCAAGUGUCUUGUUCCUACAGUUGUCUAUUUUGUCCAAGUCUGGCCGGGUGAAAGUUCAUAGUUCAGAGUUGACUUGGGUGAAAGUUUAUAGUUCAGAGUUCAAAGUCUAAAACUAAGGAUUCACACAGUUAUAUGACCAAGGCUUCCUGGAAUGUGAGCGACCAUAUUUGGUGACUCUCAGAACCUCCCCUGGUUUCUAACUACCAUAUUUGGCGACUGUCAAAGUUUUCCUGGAAUUGAACCAUAUUUGGUCAAAAUAUGGUUUAUUUUGAAUAAUUUUUUUUCCAAACCCACUGCACCAGUAUACACCAUCCUAGCAGUCACUGUAACCUAGAAUGUUAGUUUUGACAAAAUUACAAACUUGGUACAUUCUAACUUUACAUAGAACGGUACUUACCAGUAAUGUUCCAAUAUACAAUUCAUAAAAGCUUCCAGCUUCUUUACUUCUACAGUUACAGUUACUUAUUGUAAAUUUGUAUUACCAUCAGUUGUUAAGUUUCUUAAAUUUGUUCCAACAUUCAUUCCUAUGUUUGUUCACAAAUGUGCAUUACAAAUUUCCUAAGGGAUAGGCUUGGUUUGUAUAAAUAUUUUAGAACUGACUCUUUACUGUACUUAUGGGGAUAUUAUAUUGUUAUUGAGUUUGAAAUAAGGUCAAGAUAUUAAUUUAGUUUUAUCGGCAAUAAUGUUGGUCAAUUAUAUCGUGUAAAAUGUUGAAAGAUAGAACUGUUGUUGGUUAGGUUCUGUAUCUCCACAUUUUUGACAGUUUUUUUUCCAUGUUAAGAACUGUUGGAGUUGUUUUAUGGAUAUUUGCUGAUACUUGCCAGAGAUUUUAUGUGCAAAGCAAUCUUUAGUUUUCGCCAGUGUAAUUUUGUUGUUUCGAUGAGAGCAACUUAUUUUUUGUAUAAAUAUUGAAACUAUGUGCUUAUGAUUAUUUUACAUGUGACGUACUUAGGGCAAUAUGUACAUGUUAAAUGUUUUAAUGUCUUCUAACAUAUCUGUAUUUACUGUACAUUUCUGUUCGGUAAAAAAAAGAUGGUUGGUACAUGUACAUGUAUUCCAUCAUGCAUCCACUUUGUUUUUUCAAACAGAUUUUAACCUGGAUCAAACUUUCCCACUCCAAAACUUGAUGGAUCAGAAAAUAAAAUUUGGCCUGUUAGCAGCAUAAUUUCAUCAAGCAGUUUCAUUUUCUUUCAAAUGACUGGGUUUGAGGAGUUCCUAGAUUUGCAGAAGCAUUCGUGCGAAUUUUGUGAAAUUGGUGCAGAUUUUAUGACAUUGGUGCAAAUUUUAUGAAAAAGAAACAAACCCAGCUAUGAAAUGCUAUGGAUGAUAUGAAAAUGCAAGAAGAUUGGUACAGUUGUGCAUAGGGCUUUGUGCGUUUUUCAUAAAACGUGUAUAAAUUUUAUAAAACCGGUACCAAUGCUUAGACCCCUCCGACAAAGAGUGUUUCGUUGUAAUUAAACUAAAUUUAAAGUUGGUGGUUCGAAUGAGGACUUAGGGGGGAGGGGGGCUUCAAAUACUAAUACAUGUUCUUGAACACUUCAAAAAUGUUCCUUGUACAAGAAAGGCACCCUUGCCUUUCCUAAUCUCAAAGCAGAUCUUGGGAGGGAAGUCGCCACAUUUUCCGAUGUUCUGGUCCUGAAAUAGUUUGUUGUAUGUCAGAAUUAUAACCGGGGCAUCCAGAAAACUCCUCCCACCCCACAUCUACUUGGAAUUACAUUUCUGCCAUGGUGUGAGCAGGGGUUGUACAUGUUUGUACCACUGUAGACUGGACCAUGGUGUGAGCAGGAGUUGUACAUGUUUGUACCACUGUAGACUGGGCCAUGGUGUGAGCAGGAGUUGUACAUGUUUGUACCACUGUAGACUGGACCAUGGUGUGAGCAGGAGUUGUACAUGUUUGUACCACUGUAGACUGGACCAUGGUGUGAGCAGGAGUUGUACAUGUACCACUGUAGACUGGACCAUGGUGUGAGCAGGAGUUGUACAUGUUUGUACCACUGUAGACUGGACCAUGGUGUGAGCAGGAGUUGUACAUGUUUGUACCAAUCAUAUCAACUGUACAGGAACCAGACUAGGGUGUUACCAUGGCUACAAUAAAACUGGAUUUUAGCAA